This is a messenger RNA of Anneissia japonica, 562 nucleotides long. Its product is annotated as cuticle collagen 1-like. Lineage: Eukaryota; Metazoa; Echinodermata; Crinoidea; Comatulida; Comatulidae. The record is from RefSeq and is a predicted model, not a curated record. Bases 20 to 562 code for a protein of 180 amino acids. The transcript is spliced from 9 exons.
GUUAGCGUAUUAAUUGUGAAUGCUGCUGGCUUUACAGAAGCUGGGUCAUACGUUGCGUAAGAGAAGUGUCGGCAUCGAAACAGCACCUGAUAACGAGGAGAGCUCAGCGACAUCAUGUCCACGCGGACCAACUGGAGCAGUGGCUGGAGCACCAGGUGUUCCCGGUGUUCCCGGAGUUCCAGGAGUUCCUGGUGUCAAUGGUGCACGUGGGGAACCAGGACCAAAGGGCGCCACAGGAACAAAGGGCGAUAUGGGGUCUUAUGGUGCACCAGGUGUACCAGGGCAGAAAGGCGAAGCGGGUCUUCUGGGAAUCGACGGUUUAGACGGUGCCCCGGGAAAAGUUGGACCACCUGGCGAAAAAGGUGAUUCAGGGCAGAAGGGCGAAGUGGGUCUUCUGGGGAUCGACGGUUUAGACGGUGCCCCGGGAAAAGUUGGACCACCUGGCGAAAAAGGUGAUUCAGGCCGUAUCUCAAUACCUAGGGGUAAUUAUCUGUUGGUUCCCAGAGUCUGGCAGACAUACAGGGACAAACUAAUGAAGGCUAUUUACAUUGAAACCCAUUAA